AUUGACAGCUAAUCUGGUAGCACUGCUUCUUUUCACAAAAAAAAUGUAUACAAGAAAAAAUAAAUAAAAUAAAUUUAAAUAUGAACUUACAAACACUUUUCCAAGAUUUUAAUCCAAGCAAGUUCGUUGUACAUACUUGCCUUCUGAUAUUUACAAUUCUAUUCGCCUUGAAAUUAGAUAAGUGCGUGUCCUGGUCGUUUUGGAUCGUCUUUACUCCGAUAUGGGUCUGGAAAGUUUUAGUGAUAAUGGGCGCAAUUGUAGGCAGCUACGUGUGGUGGAGGUAUCCCCAUUUCAGACUGGAAGGUGAGGCCUACGUACAUUACAAAUCGAUGCUGAUAUCACUAGCAUUGCACUUGAUAUUACUUAUGUUCGAGCUGCUGGUGUGCGACAAGCUCGAAUCCGCAAGGCACUUGUGGAUUUUAGUGUUUAUACCUUUAAUUUUUAUAUCGAUUGUAAGCGUUGCCGUUUGUAUAUGGGCUGUAAAACACGAUAGAUCUUUUGAGCUUGAACUUUUCUGUGCUGUGAACGUUUUACAAUUUAUCUUUCUUGCCUUGAGAUUAGAUGGGUUUAUAUCAUGGUCGUGGGAGGUGGUAUUCGUACCACUUUGGAUCGUAAUGUGUCUCUCGUUGGUGGGUGUUUUGUAUACCAUAAUUUUCGCUGCCAUUUUACUACGAACUCCUGAAGUCAGUGCUCAACAACGAAGGAGUAGCUUCCAUUCCGCUGUCGGGUACACUUUUUUAGUCAUCCCUAUUCUUGUCUUUCAGGUUUUGUUAGCGGACAAAUUAGACGAUGAUAUUAGAUUAUCAUAUAUCGCUGUUGCCAGCCCCCUUUUUGUAUCGUUUGUUACGCUUAUUUUAAUGUCGUUCAGUGCCAAAGGAGGAAAUAAAUGGUGGUUCGGGAUGAGAAAAGACUUCUGUUCGUUCGUGUUAGGAGCAUGUCCGCUUCUUCAAGAAUAUGCCAACAUUGCGUAUCAUAGCGAAAGACGUACGAACGGCGUGGAAUUGGAGUCGCAAAUCGUCGGCGCCAAGGAAAAGACCGUAAAGAGAGCGGAUUUGUUGAAGCCAGUCGUACCCAUUAUUUCGAUAGAGAUACCAGACUGAAUAUAUUUAUUGUUAGCGUAGGACCUUGUACUAGGUUAAGCCCUCGACAAACACAAUUUAUCCGGAAAGUUUUUCAUAACCGAUUUGUGAAACGUUUUUACUAAUAAUUAGACGCGUAAGAUAUGCUGUACGAAGGGAUGCACAAGUGUUGAGAGGGCUUGGGUUAACAAUAUGUAUUUUUUUUAUUUAUACAAUAUACAAAAAUUGAAAUAGACGUAUAAUAAUAAAACGUUUAAAUUU
Molecule: messenger RNA, 1340 nt
Organism: Phyllotreta striolata
Lineage: Eukaryota; Metazoa; Arthropoda; Insecta; Coleoptera; Chrysomelidae
Source: the annotation of a GenBank genome assembly